AUGUUUCCAAAGAUAGAUCAGGUGUUUGUAAAAACAAACAUGGCAGAUCUCACAAAGACAUGGACAAUAAUGAACAAUGAAGGUGUCCAUCAUACGAUAGUUUUCAACAAAAAUCUGGAUCAUCCUGUUAUAGUUAGUGGAUGGAAGGUCCUGGAAAGUUACUAUAACUUACCUCCUGACAUGGUGGUUGCGUUCGCUUAUUACGGAAACGACAAUUUCUCUAUCUCAAGCAUUAAAGAGCUUAAUGCGUUUGAGGAAUUACCGAAAUUCCACAAUAGAUUUCUGAAACGCGAAGGCAUCAUCUUUUGUGACGUAGAUCUUACACCACAAAACGUGGACCAUACAAAAUUAGUUGAGUUAUUUAAAAAAAAAUUGAGGUAG
Messenger RNA from Vicia faba (fava bean), 381 nucleotides. The record is from the annotation of a GenBank genome assembly. Lineage: Eukaryota; Viridiplantae; Streptophyta; Magnoliopsida; Fabales; Fabaceae.